AUGUCACGAAAUAGAGACAAAUUAGGGAGAUUUGUAAAACAACAAAUUGAAAUUUUAGAAAACACUCCUAAAUCGUCUUCUUCCACUCGUUCUCAUUCACCACCAUCACCCAUACUUCCUGCACUUCCAAUGAUGGCUCAACAACAGGAAAUCCAACCAAGAACACUACAGGAUUACCUACAUCCUACGCGUACGGCCACACCUUCAUGCAUAAUGUAUCCCAUGAAUAUGCCCAACUUCGAUUUCAAACCUGGCAUGAUUCAACUUUUACCCACCUUUCAUGGUAUGGAAAAUGAGAGUCCAUAUGUGCAUAUUCAGGCCUUCGAAGAGGUGGUGGCCACAUUCAACAACCAAGCUGACAUCAUUAACUUGGUGAGAUUGAAGUUCUUUCCUUUCUCACUCAAGGAUAAAGCCAAAAGCUGGUUGUAUUCCUUAAGGCCAAGGUCUAUUGGGACUUGGGACGAAAUGACAAAAGCAUUUUUCUCUAAAUUUUUCCCACCCCAUAAGACUAGCAGCCUUAAGAGGCAAAUCUCUACCUUCACCCAAAAGGACCAUGAAACGUUUCAUCAGGUCUGGGAGAGGUUUAAAGAUUUGAUGGGCCAGUGCCCACAUCAUGGAUACGAAAGUUGGCGUCUUGUCAGCUAUUUCUAUGACGGUCUCACAGCCGACAAAAGACAAUUCGUACAAAUGAUGUGCAAUGGCGACUUCCUACAGAAAGAUCCCGAAGAAGCUUUGGAAUAUCUUGAAGAAAUUUCUGAAAAAUCAUACACAUGGAGUGCGCCAAGUCCUACAGACAAGCCACGAACAGCCGGAGUCUACCAAUUGAAGGAGGAGGACAGUGUGAAAGCUCAACUUGAAGCUUUGAAAAAACAAUUUGAGGCUUUCAAAACUCAAGAAGGUAAAGCACUCCAGAUGGCUGCAAAAGUGGAAAAGCAAGAACCAUGCUUCAUUUGUGGAGGGACUGAUCAUCAACCACAAGAGUGCCCUAGUCUUAGUAUGUUAAGGGGAGGAGAUGAGGAACAGUGUAAUGCCUUAGGGGAUUAUAAGAAGCCUUAUAAUGCCUACUCCAACACAUACAAUCCUGGUUGGCGUAACCAUCCCAAUUUCAGUUGGAAGGAUACAAGUCAAAAUCAAGCAUCUGGGAGCCAAUGGAGGCCUGAUCAACAAAAGAAUUCUCUUGAGAGUUCCAUGAAAAUUCUCGCAGAAUCUCAACUAGAGUUCGGUGACUUAUUUCACUCAGGUGAUAGAGGAAUUGAAGGACAUAAAGAUUCAAAUAACAAAGUUAAAUGA
Molecule: messenger RNA, 1290 nt
Organism: Cannabis sativa
Lineage: Eukaryota; Viridiplantae; Streptophyta; Magnoliopsida; Rosales; Cannabaceae
Exons: 1
Coding region: 1-1290 (429 amino acids)
Source: RefSeq, a predicted model, not a curated record